GAUCAGCAGAGAAAAAGGCUGGAAGCAUUCUUAACACAGAAAGAGCAAGUAGGGGAGCUGAAUGCAGAGGACUUGGAGAACCGCGAGCUGGGUGCAGGCAACGGGGGUGUGGUCACAAAAGUAAAACACAAACCCUCCGGGCUUAUUAUGGCAAGGAAGCUUAUCCACCUGGAGAUUAAGCCAGCCAUUAGGAACCAGAUCAUUCGGGAACUGAAGGUCUUACACGAAUGUAACUCGCCUCACAUCGUGGGCUUCUAUGGUGCUUUCUACAGUGAUGGGGAGAUCAGUAUCUGUAUGGAAUACAUGGAUGGAGGUUCGUUGGACUUGAUUCUGAAGAAGGCAGGGAAGAUUCAUGAAAAAAUUUUAGGCAAGAUUAGUAUUGCUGUUUUAAAGGGUUUGACAUAUUUACGGGAGAAGCACCAAAUCAUGCACAGAGAUGUGAAGCCCUCCAACAUCCUUGUCAACUCUCGGGGAGAGAUUAAACUGUGUGACUUUGGUGUCAGUGGGCAGCUCAUAGACUCCAUGGCUAAUUCUUUUGUGGGAACCAGGUCCUACAUGUCGCCAGAGAGACUGCAGGGAACCCAUUACUCUGUACAGUCAGACAUCUGGAGUAUGGGUUUGUCCUUAGUAGAGAUGGCUGUGGGGCGCUACCCCAUCCCACCCCCUGAACCUAAGGACAUGGCAGCCAUUUUUGAUGUACCCCCAGAGUCCUUGGACCCAGACUAUGCUGCAUCCAGCAGUUCUCCCUCACAAGCAGGCAGACCAGCGGGCAGGCCUCUCAGUAACACAUUCAAUAUGCCCCACCCUGGUGGGGAUGGGCCCCGACCUAUGGCCAUCUUUGAACUCUUGGACUACAUUGUUAAUGAGUCUCCUCCCAAACUCCCAAGAAAGAUCUUCACAGACAAGUUCAUUGACUUUGUAGAUAAGUGCUUGGUGAAAAACCCAGCAGAAAGAGCAGAUUUAAAACAGUUGAUGGUUCACCCAUUUAUCAAGAGGUCAGAGUCAGAAGAUGUGGACUUUGCCGGUUGGGUUUGUAAAACUAUGAACCUCCAACCGCGUACCCCUACGCACACCACAGUAUAGGGACUUCCACCAACAUACAACCUAGCUGUAUUUAUGGAAAUGUUAGUGUACAUAUCACUCUUUCACUAUUGGCAACAUGAGUGGCACUUAUAUUGAAGUAGCAAAGGGUGGUAUGCAGGUCACAUAGAGCCUAUCGUAACACGAAUAUUUCUGUGGCUCUUGGGCACCUCUGAAUGAUUGAAAGUGCAUGUAUUGCAGGAAAUGUGACGAAGAUGGUGUGAAAUACAGACUUUUACUAUAAAAUUAACUGAAGCCAUUUUAAUGGCUGCAAUUGUUGUAAUCAAGCAAAGUACUAUUACUUGGACAAUGAGGUGAAUGAGUUGAACUAUGUACAUGGUAUUUUUUGCUAAUGACCAUCCAAUAUAGCAACAUUACCAGAGCUAUACAUUACACUGUAUAUCUGCCAAUGUAGCACAAAUUAACACCUUAUGACGCUUUGCACAUAGAAAAAAGAUAAAUAAUAUAAUAGCAGUCAAAGCUGUCAGAAAAUACCUGGAUAUUGACCAUGAGUGACUGCUAAAAAGGAUUGUCUACUCUUGCGGAAUUUUUUCCCAGUCACAAUUCACAGAUCUGAAGUGUUUUGGUGUUGCUUAACUCAGUAGUAAUGAAAAGGCUGGCUUAUAUAGACUGCACUGUUCUGCAGACAUCCAAAUAAAAGUGAAUAAAUGACAGUGAGACAAUGUAUACAGAACCAGUUAACUUAUUACCUCUGCUAACACUGCCAGUGCAAGGAGGAAGCAGAUGGCAUCUUUUAAUUAAAACUAUGAGGCUAUUGUAUAAUAGAGGCAUUGUUUACUGGUCAACAGAUAGGUAGACUAGAAUAUUGAAAAUGUGUUUCUGCAAAAUAUCUUAAGCAAAGUUAUUAAGAAUGUACAUGUACUUAUUAAUCAGCUUUAUUACUAGUAGUUGUACUUGUGACUGUAAGACUGUGAAUAUUACUAUAUUUACUUGUAUAUAGAAGACAAGUUGCUGUGGGUGUUUUGGGUGGGAACUUUGAAUCUGAAUAAAAGAUCAUGGGACACAG
Molecule: messenger RNA, 2107 nt
Organism: Branchiostoma floridae (Florida lancelet)
Lineage: Eukaryota; Metazoa; Chordata; Leptocardii; Amphioxiformes; Branchiostomatidae
Product: dual specificity mitogen-activated protein kinase kinase 1-like
Biological process (GO): protein phosphorylation
Molecular function (GO): ATP binding; protein kinase activity
Source: RefSeq, a predicted model, not a curated record